AUGAAUAUGCAUUCGAUAACGAGAGAUCCUCCUACUAUGGCGGAGCCUCCAUACCAUUCAUGUGGGAGUCAAGGCCAGGCACACCCAAAAAGCACCUCUGCUCUAAUUCCUCUCUUCCUCCGCCCCUCACCCCACCUCCGUCUUAUUACUCCUCCGAGAUUUUUUCGACACCAAAGAGACAAAGCAAGCGAUCUCAGGAGGAGCAGUCACGGUAGCAAGAAGACAACCAGCUCAUCAUUUUCUUCGUCUUCUUCAUCUUCCUUUUCCUCCUCGCCACCACAUUCUUUGAAAAAACGAGCGACUCAUGACAAAAAGUCGCCACUUCUGUACGCUAACUACGAAGAGAAUGAGCUUAUCUCAUCGCCAACCUCGACUCUGUGUUACUCCAAUGGUGGAAGGAUAAAAUGUAGCUCUUCAAUGGGGAAUCUGAAGAGAGUUCUGUUCUCCGGAUCAAUGGAGAAUCUGAAGAGACAUGGAACCACUGGUAAAGCUCUCACAAUCAGCGACAUGAAUAAAGCUUGAUUAUGUGAAUUACUGAAUCUAUGCUCUGUUGUUCAUUAUUCGUUUUAUGAGCUGCUAUGUCUCAUUCAUUAUAGUUCUUGCUGUGUGAAUGUAACUGUUUUACGUAUAUGUAUAUAGUCGUGGCCUACUGGCCUUACUGUGGACAAGGUUUUUGUCAAUUCAUGUUUAUCUUGAACCAAGAACUUUCUCCCA
Capsella rubella is the source of this 714-nucleotide messenger RNA. RefSeq lists its product as uncharacterized. The record is from RefSeq and is a predicted model, not a curated record. Lineage: Eukaryota; Viridiplantae; Streptophyta; Magnoliopsida; Brassicales; Brassicaceae. The coding region runs from base 1 to 522 and encodes 173 amino acids. The transcript has 2 exons.